GCACGAUGCUAAGGAGGGAUGUGCAGACGCGGGUCUCUUAUCUGCAAGGCCUUCUGGGAGGGAGCUUAUGUCUGGGCUGAGGGUCAGCUUGGCAAGGGGAAAUCGGGAGCACCCUGUCUUCUGGGGGCUGCGGGAGCCAGCUUUUUCCACAGGAGAAUCCUUCGUGCUGCUUAUUGGAGCAUCUCAAAGCAACCGUUGACCCAAACAUCCCCGACUGCCAGGUUUAAUUAGACCCACUGUGUGUGUGCGUCACGAGGAAACUGGAGAUGCAAGGGGAGGUGAAAACAACUAAAGAAGGUGUGGAGAUUUGGCCAGCUAUAGUGAUCACUGCCAGGUCAUUGCAACAGGAAAUGAUGUCUGAAACCAAGCUGCAGGGUGAGACGAAGCCAGAAGGAGGAGGUGGUGAGCCAAUGACAACUCAGGAACUUCUUCAGAGACUCCGUGAGCUGGAGGCAGAGAACUCAGCUUUAGCCCAAGCCAAUGAGAACCAGCGAGAGACCUAUGAACGCUGCCUGGAUGAGGUAGCCAAUCAUGUGGUGCAAGCGCUUUUGAAUCAAAAGGACCUUCGUGAAGAAUGCAUCAAGCUGAAAAAGCGGGUCUUUGACCUCGAGAGGCAGAACCAGGCCCUCAGUGACCUCUUCCACCAGAAGCUGACCUCUGGCCCUCUCUCCCAGCUCCCAGCCCAUCAGGCUUCUUUACUCUCAGUUCCAUCAUCUGGCUCCCAACCAGACACAGUAGACAAGCUCCCGCCUUCAUUCCCAAUGGGACGCUGCAUCUUGCAGAGAGAGGUUAUCUCUGAGGAACCCUGCAUUGGCACUCCUGUUCCCAACACCCCCCAGGCCCUGGAAGCUCUGUCCCCCUUCCUGCGCAAGAAGGCCCAAAUCCUGGAGGUGCUUCGUUCUCUGGAAGAGAUGGACCCUCUGCUUGCUUUCCCUUCCCCUUGGAGAGACCCUGGGCAGCUGAGUUCCCCAGAGGGUGUGACUGCUGAAGCCUGGCCAUGCCUGCUGCUGGCUCAGGGAGAAGCAGUGCCAAGGCAGCCACCCUUGAAAGGAGAAGGUAGCUCUUCCUCCUCCUCCGAUGAAGCUGCUGAAUCAGACCCCGUUGAGAGAGGGCACCCUGGGCAGGUGCUGCUGAGUGCUCUGGCUGAGCACAAGUUGGACCUGGGUGAGGUGGAGACUUAUCUGCAGCAAGUCCUGAGGGAGGCAGGCGACAGUGCCCUACUCAACGGGGAACCCAAUGGACCUUGCCUGGUGGGGGCUCCCAAGGGCCAGGUCAGCAGCUACAAGCACAUCCAGGCUGUCAGUUGCCUGGAGGCUUUGGGGCCUGCCUCUGUCUGCAUGGAGCCAGCCUACCUCGAUGUCUUAUCACCAAGUGAGGGCAAGGACAAGUCUCAGCAAGGCCCACCUAUCCCCUCUCCAUCCAAGGUCCUCAAGUUGCUGAAAAUGCCACCACCGCCCAGCCCAGCUGCCCUCCGGCUCAGCCCCCAGCUUACCCGCAGUUCCAAAAUUCCCUGCCGUAGCAACACCUACGAGGUGUACCACUCUCCAACACCCAGCCGCAAGGGGUCCCCGGACAGCCCCUUCCCCACCGAGUCCAGUAUUGUUGGAGGGCAGCCCUCUCCCAAGUCUUCUCGGCACCUUGUUCCUGUUCCUUCCAAAGUCACACCCACUUCCCCGGAUCCCUUUGGCUACCACAAACCACACGAAUAUGAGAACAUCUUGGAGCUUUCCCUCAGCAGUGUCAUAGGCGCUCAUUCCCACCCAAUGCGGGAUAGCAAGCAAGAUGUGCCAGAAGUACUUCCACCUGCCUGUCGCGCAGCUCCUCCUCAGGUCAUGCCACCCUGUGAGGCCUCUCUGGAACCUUGUCCCUUCGUCAGUGGGCGAGAGAAGCCAGGCUCUGAGGGCAGGCACUCUCCGCCUAUUGCUCGUCGGAACCCUGACAACUCUAAGAAGGCUGCAAGUGGCCCAAGCAAGCGAACCACACCUGAGGCAGCCAACAUGCCUUUCAAAGAACGGCUCACUGUGCUUGGGAGGUUGAAGGGAGCUGAAGGAAAGGAGGUAGCAAGCUUUGAGAAGGGGAAGGCCCCAGCCCGACCCUGUGAACGUCCCGAAGGUCUUGCUGACACCCACCCCCGGCUGGGCAGUGGGAGCAACAGCCUCAAGUAUCACGAGCCUUGCCACGGUGGCGAACCAACCCCCCGGUGCUACUCUUCUCAUUCUGUCGGCUCCCGUGGGAGUGACCCCGAGCACCAUGCCUCCAAGAACCGUCUGUUGGGAACGCCAGUAUCAAGGAAUCCAGCCAAGCCCCCGCCACCUGGGAAAAAUGGAAAGAGUCCUCAUGGGAGUCCAACAAAGUUACCCUCCAAAUCACCCACGAAACCCCCUGUGCAAGAGCCCAAGCCAUGUCCGCAACCAGCCAAACCACCCACCAGCAUUGGACGCAAGAACCAGACUUGUCCUGAUCCAGCUAAGGGCAAAGCUGGGCUCCCAGCCAGCAUUGAAGAGAAAGUCAUGAAAGGCAUUGAGGAGAAUGUUCUGCGGAGGCACAAAGGAGGCCCAGCAGCAGGUGAGACCAAGCAAAAGAACUCGAGUGGCAUAGCCAGCUGGUUUGGCCUGCGCAAAAGCAAACUGCCUGCCCUUAGCCGAAGGCCUGAGCCCCCUAAAGUCAAGGAGGGCAAGUUGGCUUCUCGCCGGUUGGAGGCCGAGAGCCUCAACAUUUCCAAACUUAUGGAGAAAGCAGAAGACCUGCGCAAAGCCCUGGAGGAGGAAAAGGCCUACAUCAAUGGGCUGGCUCUGGACAAGCCUCGGCCCCAUGCCUGUGACACCGGCCACAGCCAGCUCACCCUCAUGUACCAGGAGGUAACAGCAGAGAACUUCAUGCAGCAGCUGCUCAAUAGGGUGGAUGGGAAGGAGGCCCCAUUUGAGACUCACCUGGAGCAGAAGAAUGAGCUGCAGGGCCUACAGAGAGGCCUGCGUGAUGCCAAAGAUCCCCGCCUCAUCCGGACUCCGCGUAACGGCAUUGUGGGGCACCUUCAUUCUUGCCCAGAGGUCCCUGAUAAGCUUCGCAAUGCAACUUUGCAAGAGGAGAUCCCGUCUGAUGACAGCCUGGUCGAAUCAGUGACCUCCCAGCAUUUUCCAGUGUGUGGCUCUCUGACACGAACGCUGGACAGUGGCAUUGGCACCUUUCCGCCGCCUGACUAUUGCAGUGGAAUGCCGUGUAAGAGUAUGCCGAAGCUGAGGCCUCGAGUUGACCCUUCACCAGCCGGUCCCUUUCCCAUCAGGGGCCCCCCACCCAUCACCAGGGUGCCCCGCAAAGCACGGACAUUGGAGAGGGAGGUGCCCAAUGCAGAGGACCUUCUGGGGCCUAGCAAGCACCAAAGCAUGCCAGCAUUUCAUGGGAUCUUAACCAGUGCCGAGCCACCCUUGGGGCAUCGUGACCGCAGGGACUGCCCAGAAGAUCUCUGCAGUGAACCCAGCAAGCCACGACACACCCAAGUGAGCAAGAACUGGACUUUCCCCAAUGCCAAAGCAUCUGUUGGUGCAGAUCCCUUCUUUUGCUCCCCUCACGGGUUGGAGGGCCUUCACAGUUCUGCAAUGUGGCUGCUUCCAUCCUCCCUCAACAUUGAUGAUGCUGUAAAGGGUGAAUAAGACUUUGAAUCCAACGACGUUUGUCCUCUGAUUCGUGAUUCAGAGAUUUGCUCUUGCCCUUGUAUUCAAGAGAAAAUCUAAGCCUGUAUUUUACUGUGCAGAGUGUUUUGUGGUUCUUAGUGUCUGAUUAGCUUGGAGUCAAGCGCUACUGAGGAUGGGUAUCCCAUUGCAAGCAAGGAUCCAGCCUUGUGCUGGCAGGCAAAACAGAGCCAUCUAGGAGGAAAGAACUGCCCAGCUAGAGAAGAGGAAGAUUUGGUUAGGGACAACUAAUAAGCAACAAGGCAAAGCAUUUUGAGCCAAGCAGGCCCUGUUUCUUGCCUUCUGCCUGUGAAUGAAAAGAGUGCAGCCCAGCUGGUGCCUCCAUUUUAUGUUCCUCUCCCUUCUACCCAAGGGCCUACUUUAGCCCAGACUUGUACAAUCAUACUAUGGAUUGGAGCAAAUCAGAUGAUUAUGUCAUUUGCACCCUUCUGGAUGAUUGUGAAUGUGACAUUGCUGUUGUGUGUGUGGCAUGUACUAUUUUUGUAAAACAUGCCCUUUCCUGCCUUUCCUUUACAUGUGUUCAGUGUACCUAAAUUGGGAGCGGACAGCUGCUUUGGGGGAGCUGCAUUGUUCUUCUGUAGGAGCUCAAAGGAAUGUGCCCCGACCCUCCAUUUUUUCUUUAAUCUCUUUUUUAAAUGACCCACACAUUCCUUAAGGGUUAUUCAGGAGAUAAUUUUGUCAUGUUCCCCCUGUUGCGGCUGUUUGAGACUUAGGGAUGUCAUUUUUUCAGACAAGAAGUUAAAUGGAAUUGCAUACAAAGCUUGGGGCCACAGCAAUGGCUUUGGAGAGGUUGCCUACCUCCUUGCCCUGAAUGCUUCUGUCUCCCUCCUCU
Anolis sagrei ordinatus is the source of this 4518-nucleotide messenger RNA. The record is from RefSeq and is a predicted model, not a curated record. NCBI's taxonomy places the organism in Eukaryota, Metazoa, Chordata, Lepidosauria, Squamata, Anolidae.